Messenger RNA from Bursaphelenchus okinawaensis, 733 nucleotides. NCBI's taxonomy places the organism in Eukaryota, Metazoa, Nematoda, Chromadorea, Rhabditida, Aphelenchoididae. The record is from the annotation of a GenBank genome assembly.
AUGGUAGAGUAGGUUAUGAUAGAGUAGGCUAUGAUAGAGUAGUUUCAUGAUAGGGUACGUUAUAUUAGAAUAAAGCCGAGCAAAGUACGACAGGGCAUGGUACAGGGUGUGCCAAAAGACUAACUUUACCGGUCGAUUUCUUUAUGUUGUACGCGAUUUAUAUAAUUUUUUUAAAGAUUGUCCUAUUCCCCAUAGUUUUUUGUUAUAAAUAAGAAAAAACUGAGUUUUUCAUGUCUAACGUCUGUCUCUAUUUAGAUGCCAAACACGAGAGGAGCCAUCAUUAAGCUGCAUAAAGAAGGAAGAAGGCAGAGGAGAUAUUGCGAAAUCGUUAAAUAUCGGAAAAGCUACAGUAUCCGAAGUGGUCAGACGGUAUGUAGAGCUUGGACAUGAUGGUGACAGACCUAGAAGUGGCCGUCCAGCAACUGUAAACACCCGCGCCAACAGACAGUGGACCAAGAAGCGAUUCAUGCGUAACCCAAGGACUCCAGUACGUAAAAUGGCACGAGAGGCCGGUCUGAAAGAAACUUCACUUUGCCGUAUAGUCAGAAAGAACUUGAAGAUGAAGCCGUACAAACUCAAAAAAGUUCAGAAACUUACUGAUGAAAACAAAAAAGUACGGUUUAAAAGAAGCAAAACUCCGAUACACCGGGCCGCUAACGGAAAUUGGGAGCGCCUUUUCUUCACUGAUGAGAAGGUAUUCGCGUUGGAACAGGCACACAAACCCUCAAAAUGA